This is a messenger RNA of Cynara cardunculus var. scolymus (artichoke), 414 nucleotides long. Its product is annotated as cysteine proteinase inhibitor A-like. The transcript is spliced from 2 exons. The record is from RefSeq and is a predicted model, not a curated record. Bases 1 to 414 code for a protein of 137 amino acids. Gene Ontology annotation, molecular function: cysteine-type endopeptidase inhibitor activity. NCBI's taxonomy places the organism in Eukaryota, Viridiplantae, Streptophyta, Magnoliopsida, Asterales, Asteraceae.
AUGAGCCCUAAAUCAUCAUCUACCCUGGUCAUCACUACCCUCCUGCUCUUCGCGUUUUUCGAAUUGGGUGUUUGCAGAGAGGUAAGGUUGCUAUCAGAUAAUAUUCAAGAAAUUCCCAUUGUAGAGGGCGGCGAACAAGAGGACCUCGUUCGAUUUGCGAUCGAUGAACAAAACAAAAAGGAGAAUUCUAAGCUUGAGUUUGUUAGAUUGGUGGAUGUGAAAGAACAGGUGGUGGAUGGUAAGAUGUAUUAUCUGUCUUUCGAGGCAAACGAUGCUGGUAAUAUAAAAUUAUACGAAGCUAUAGUUUUGGUGAUACCGUGGAGAGAUAACUACAGGGAGGUGGAAGUCUUUAAGGCUAUCGAUGAGGCACAUGUAGGGUCCCCAGAACACAAUCCGUUUAACCUCGAGGGUUAA